Molecule: messenger RNA, 1185 nt
Organism: Neltuma alba
Lineage: Eukaryota; Viridiplantae; Streptophyta; Magnoliopsida; Fabales; Fabaceae
Product: eukaryotic translation initiation factor 3 subunit F
Exons: 7
Coding region: 69-926 (285 amino acids)
Biological process (GO): translational initiation
Cellular component (GO): eukaryotic translation initiation factor 3 complex, eIF3m
Molecular function (GO): translation initiation factor binding; metallopeptidase activity; translation initiation factor activity
Source: RefSeq, a predicted model, not a curated record
UGACUUUGCGCUCUCUUCCUCGCACGCCUUGUUUGGUGAAUUGAACCCGCCGAAUCAAAGCUCCAAGCAUGGCGGCGAGCGAGCGCACCGUGUUGCAGUUCUCUUCCUCUUCGCAGAGCCUAUCUGCGAAGGUUCAUCCUCUGGUUAUCUUCAACAUCUGCGACUGCUAUGUCCGACGUCCGGACCAAGCGGAGCGCGUCAUCGGAACACUCCUUGGUUCUGUCUUGCCCGAUGGAACCGUUGAUAUCCGUAAUUCCUAUGCUGUUCCCCACAAUGAGUCUCUAGGACAGGUUGCUUUGGACAUUGAGUACCACCACAAUAUGUUGAUUUCCCACCAAAAAGUGAACCCAAAGGAAGUCAUAGUUGGGUGGUAUUCAACUGGUCUUGGAGUGAAUGGGGGUAGUGCAUUAAUCCAUGAAUUUUAUUCUCGAGAAGUUCCCAAUCCUGUACACUUGACAGUUGAUACAGGAUUCACAAAUGGAGGGGGAACCAUAAAAGCAUAUGUAUCACACAAUUUAUCUCUCGGAGAUUGGCAAAUUGCUGCUCAGUUUCAAGAAAUUCCUCUGGAUCUUCGCAUGGUGGAAGCUGAGCGAAUUGGAUUCGAUACUCUGAAGGCAACAACUGUUGACAAAAUCCCAAAUGAUUUGGAAGGGAUGGAAACAUCAAUGGAACGUCUACUCGCCCUGAUUGAUGACAUCUACAAAUAUGUUGAUGAUGUUGUGGAAGGGCGGGCUGUGCCAGACAAUAAUGUCGGGAGGUUUAUAUCUAACGCUGUAGGUUCCCUUCCCAAAUUGCCCCCUUCAGCUUUUGAUAAGCUCGUGAACGAUAGUCUGCAGGAUCAUUUGCUUUUGCUCUAUUUAUCAAGUAUCACAAGGACACAGCUGAGCCUGGCUGAAAAAUUGAACACAGCUGCUCAGAUUCUGUGAUUCUUUUUGUCGAUCGUUGUGCCUAGGCGAUUUUGCUGGCUCCCGCGCUCUCUCAUCGCUGCCGGGCGUAAUAUAUCAAUCUAAAUUGCGUAGUCUUUGGGGCUGGCCACGUCUUUUUUCUCUUUUCCUUUUUUUGUCCCUGGGAGUGAUGCGGCGGAAUAAAAUGAAACCAGAAUCGUUGGAAACGAUCAUGUAUUCAUGUGAGUUGGAGAAGAAAGUGUUUGAACUGUUAACUGUUGGAUGGAGUUGCCUUUUACAA